CAUGGUGACUGUAUCAAGGCCCUUGGCCACGUGGGGCUAUGGCCUUGAACACAGUCCGGUUUUGUUGGCCACUUACGGAGCCAUUGCCUCUGUGGCCAACACCCAACACUGGGCAGUUGCCGAGCCCCGCCCCACGGCCCCCCCGCCCCACACCACACCACCUGUGCUUCGAGCCUCUCCUGCACCCCAGUGGGGCUUUGGCUUACCAGAGGUCACCUGGAGCAGGCCCUGGGUCCCACCUGCCUGCUGGCUGGGUGCUGGUUGGUUCCCUGCAUCUCCCUCUCAAUGUGACCUUGGAAUAGGUGUGUGAGGACCCCAGCUCCAUGCACACAGCACUUGCCUCCCAUAUUCCCACUCACGUGGGGCCCCUUCCCCAGGAAGCAGGAAGUGUGGCGGGAAGCCCUGCCCACCCUGCUCAGGCUGCCCUGGCCCUUGGGCUAGGUUUGGGUCCUUGCAUCUGUUCUCUUGUUCUGUCUUUGUCAUAUCUUGUUCCUUCCCUGAGGGAGCUCCUCCCUGAAUGCCAUCUUUAUGGGGGCUGCAUGUUGGCCUCUCCUUCCUGACCCUCGGCUUUCCCCUUUAGGCACCUUACUUGCCUUGGGUGAUAUCUCAGGGUCCUCUAAGGUCCCACCAGGUGUCACCUGCUGGUUUGUCUGGUGCACCUUCAGCCCCAUCCCCUUGGGGGGGGGUCAGUGGUCCUUGGAUCAGAACUGAGUGCAAAAAUGUCCAAUCCCCAGCCCAAUCGCAAUUUUUUCAAGAAGCAAAGGGUACCUCCACCAGGAAGUCCACACGUCCAUGGUCAGAGCCUUCAGGUGGUCCCGGGGUGGUAUUUUUGGGCAGUGGUGGCAAGGAGGGGCCCCGAGCAAUGGGGCAGCCCGAGGGGGUCUUCCUGAGAGAUGGCCUCUUCCUCGGAGGUCUCCUUCAGUGGCCACUUGACUGGGUUCCAGCGGGUAUGGUCUGUGCACAGGGACUACCCCCUGAGCUUACUUAGCCCAAGUCACCUCCUAUCACCCCAAACUCUCAAGAAACUCAAUCUCCAGCUCAGAAAUAAUCCAGCGCAGUGCUCAGUGGCGGUGGCUCCUUUGGUUACUUGGAAGGGCACAAAACCACUCCUGGAUGGGAAGGGGGUACACACAGGAAGGACACCUACAGGCCGAGCGGGGCGUGGCAGGAGCCAGCAGGGUGCAUGGAGGCCCCGUUCCAAAGCCCUCUAAUCGCCAGCGCCACCACCGCUGCCACAAGUCCGAUCACUGGCCUCACACCGAGGCUUUCUCGGUUGCCCCGACGACGUGUCCGGACCGCAGUCAGCUGAUCGGUAGAGACGCCCCCACGCUCUCUGCCCCUAUAAAGGCUCAGUCUUGGGGUCGAGGCUGCCUCUCUUGGACUUCCCUACUCAAACUCCAGUUCCCGGGCGACGUGAGGAUUAGUCUCGUGGGGUGGGGGUUCCGGAGCGGUCGGCGGAGGGAGGGAGGUAGUGGGGAGCCCAGGCCAGGGGCAACAGUCACCGGGACACUCGCUGUGCGCAGAGUCCUUGCCCCAAACUUCCAGUCGGGAGCCCGGGAGAGACGCUGGGCAUCAAGACGGGUGGCAGCCUGCCCGGCCGCUGCUCCCGGCCCGCCGAGUUCGCCACCUCACUCCCACCCCUGCUGGCCUCUCCCCGUGCUCAAGACACGAGACCCCGCCGUCUCUGCCUCUUCUGCAGCCACUUUAUUGCCUUCGGCCCUGAAUGAAGCCCGCAGGCGGCGGCCCCGGGGAGAGCCGGGAAUGGCCGCCGUGCCCCUCAGCCAGCCGCUGCCCUGGGCCUGCCCUGCCGACAUGCAGCUCUGCGGCCACCUGCGCGCAGACCCGCCGCGUCCCGAGUGUUCCGAGAGCGAGCAGAAGUUUCGCACGUGCCGAGCGCGGCCCCAGCGCGGCCUUAGCCUGGCGGGUGCGUGCACCACCAGCAAGUGCGCAGACGCGCGCCAGCACCACCUGAUCGUCCUCUACACCCGCGACAGCAGCCUGCGCGUGGCGGCGGCAGGCGAGGCGGAGCAGCAGGCGUGAUACAACACCCUGCUCGAGGAGCGCGGUGAUGCCGGUGAGGCCCGAGCCCCGGGCUUCCGGGGGCCUCGGGGGCUUCUGGCUGUGGUUUCUCCGUGGCUCGCCCCUCCCCCAGGUCGCCGAAAGUUCAAACAUUAAAGGGUUUGCAGGUUUAGAGUUCUCCGGCGCGGUGGCUCACGCCUAUAAUCCCAUUACCAACGCGGGCGUAUCACCUGAGGUCAGGAGUUCGAGACCAGCCUGGCCAACAUGGUGAAACCCCCAUCUCUACUAAAAAUACAAAAAUCAGCCGGGCAUGGUGGCACAUGCCUGUAAUCCCAGCUACUCAGGAGACUGAGGCAGGAGAAUCGCUUGAACCGGGGAAGCGGAAGUUGCAGGAGUGAGCCAAGAUCAACCACUGCACUCCUAGAUAACAGAGCUAGACUCUGUCUCAAAAAAAAAAAAAAAAAAAAAAGAGUUCUCCAGGCACAAUGACGAGGCCCAGGUGCUCAGGGACCCUCCUAUGAGCACCUUCAGACUCCCUGUCUCCCAUCCCUGAGACCCCAGCUUCUGCGGACCAGUCAAGUGGCCUGAGCCGUCCGGGGUG
Molecule: messenger RNA, 2620 nt
Organism: Gorilla gorilla gorilla (western lowland gorilla)
Lineage: Eukaryota; Metazoa; Chordata; Mammalia; Primates; Hominidae
Exons: 1
Coding region: 1114-2040 (308 amino acids)
Biological process (GO): insulin receptor signaling pathway
Cellular component (GO): cytosol; plasma membrane
Molecular function (GO): phosphatidylinositol 3-kinase binding; insulin receptor binding
Source: RefSeq, a predicted model, not a curated record